This is a messenger RNA of Maudiozyma saulgeensis, 1833 nucleotides long. The record is from the annotation of a GenBank genome assembly. NCBI's taxonomy places the organism in Eukaryota, Fungi, Ascomycota, Saccharomycetes, Saccharomycetales, Saccharomycetaceae.
AUGUCAGAAUUGAAGAUUACAAAUUUGUUGGAAUGGGGGAGAGUACAUAAUUGCGAAAUCCCCGAUGGAAUUUCUUUUAAAUAUGAACCUAGUCGAGGCAUUUAUUGUGUAACUAAUGUUGAUAAUCUGAAUCAACAGACAAAUAUAAAAUUUGAGUUACCGAAUGAAUUAAUUAUUAGAGAUAAUUUAUCAAAGGAUAUAUUUGGACAUUCGGGAACAAAUUGGUUGAAAUUUUUGUUCGCAAGAUUAAAAUUUGAUACACAAUCAACAGAUGAGAAAAUUAUUUCUUUACAAAACCGAUUCCAAUAUUAUAUUGCAGCUCUACCUACUGUGGUUGACUCUCCGUUAGUUUGGAAUUCCGAUGAAUUAGAUUUACUAGAGGGGACAAAUUUGGGUAGUUCCAUCACUGAUAAAUUCGAGACAAUUUUCAAGGAAUGGCAAUCACUUAUUGAAACACUUAUUGUUGGCUCCGAAGAAUACGUAUUGUCAAAGACUGAAGAGUUAUUAAUGAUCUCUUUUGAUAAUUAUGAUCAUAAAGACAUUUAUGAGAAUAUAAUUCAAGAAAUUGUUAACAAUAAUAAAAUUCAAUGGUAUUCUUUUGGUGCAUAUUUGUGGUCUCACUUAAUAUUUACCUCCCGAGCAUUCCCAGAACGUAUAAUAAAUCCAGAUUGCGAAGAAUCAAGUGUUAUGCUAUUACCUAUUAUUGAUUUAUUAAAUCAUGGUAACCAUGUGAAAGUUGAAUGGUCAACAAACUCAAAAGGCUCAUUUUGUUAUACAAAUCUGGAGCAAAACAUUCCUAUUGGGGAAGAAUUAUUAAAUAAUUAUGGAGCUAAGAGUAAUGAGGAAUUAUUAUAUGGGUAUGGUUUUACGUUGGAUGAUAAUGAAUUUGAUUCUGUCAUGUUAAGGAUCCAGCUACCUCUUGAUACUAUAAAUAAUAUUUUAGAUAAGGAACCUACAUUAAGAUUACCACUUAUUGAUGACUAUACAACAUUUGCAUUUGAAACAAAGACUGCGAAAUCAAGCAUACAUGACACUUCACGUAGAAUUUCUUCUGAUUAUAAAGAUGGUAUACUAUUUUUAUUGAACAAAACUAAUACUAAAGCCUGUUUAGAUCCAAUUAUUGAUUUGUUUGGAUUCCUAGUUUCUAGAACUGGAGGAGAAACUUUCAAAAGUAGUAGGGCCCAAUUUGAUGCUAUACAAUCUCUUAAAAAUGCACUACAUCAGAAAUCUAGAAAUAUAGUUCAAGUGGAAAAUAACGUAAAUGAGCCUCAAGAGCAUACUGUUAGUGAUUACCGUAGAAGAUGUGCUACUAUAUAUAAGGAUGGACAAAUUGAUGUUUUAAAGAAAUCAUUGCAGGAAUUGAAAAAAAUUGAGAAAAAUAUGUUUAGUGAAAACAAGAAUUCGUUAUUGACAACGGCAAAAGUUUUAAAAUAUGACGAAUCCUUUUCUGAUGAAAUCACCAAAGUAUUUUGUCAAGAUGAAACACAUCGAGAUAUAAAUUUUGAUACUAAUUUCGAAAUAUUCGUACUAUGGCUGGUUUGCAAGGUACAUUUUAAAUCUAUCCCAAAAAGGUACGGAUGGGUUCUUGAUCAGUUUAACAGUUUCAAAUCUAAUUAUGGAGAAUCUGAUAUCUCUGAAGGUGCUGUUGAACUUUACACUGAAUUAUUUAGUGAGGGUGAAGAUUCUGAAAGUCGUUUAAUACCUUUCAAUACAGAGACUAAACAAAUCACAUUACAAGAAUUGUCUAUUGCAUAUGAUUUUAUUGAAUAUUACUCCUUUGCAAGACUUUCAAUGUCUGGUGACGCACCAGAUACUAUUCUUGUAAAAGUAUAA